Messenger RNA from Phytophthora nicotianae INRA-310, 2709 nucleotides. Its product is annotated as serine/threonine protein kinase. The record is from RefSeq and is a predicted model, not a curated record. The transcript has a single exon. Gene Ontology annotation, molecular function: ATP binding; protein kinase activity. Gene Ontology annotation, biological process: protein phosphorylation. Lineage: Eukaryota; Oomycota; Peronosporomycetes; Peronosporales; Peronosporaceae. The coding region runs from base 1 to 2709 and encodes 902 amino acids.
AUGCCGCCCACACGCCGAACUCGCGCCUCGAAACGGCUGGAGAUGGAAGAGAAUCGUGAGCCGCGCAAGCGGAGGCGUAUCCAGAAUGCCAAGCCCGCAGAAGCAAAGGUGAAGCCGAAGCCGAAGCCACAGCGUCAGUCUGCGUGGACAACCGACCGAUACUUGCGCAGGAAAAACCGCGAGUACAUGCACGCGGUUAUGGCAGCCCAGGCGGAAAUUGAAGCGGAAAAUACGCCAGAGAAGAAGCAAAAGGAUACAAUGGAACAAAUAGCACAGGAGCAGGAACUGGAGACGUCUCCAAGUGAGAUGGAGGAACAGGACGAUGACGAUGACGAUGACUAUGUGCCUGAAGGGGAGGAAGCAAUGGAUCAAAAUUCACAAGAGGAGAAAGUGGGGUCCGAAGAAAUGGAACCUUCGGUUGAGCCGGAGGAUAGCAACAUUCAACCUGAGCCUGAGGAGAAUUCAGUGGAGGAUCAACCUGUGGACGAAGAGAAGGAGGACGUUGAGGAGGCUAUCGAGACUGAAGAGAAGAGUGUACUGCCUGAGCUCAUGUCACCGGAUCGAAUGUCCAUGCACUCGCCAGUAGAGACAACUAAUCAGACAAAGCACAAGACGUCAGGCAUUGAUCCGACACCAGAGAAAAGUGCGCCGCCUGUGAUUAUAGCUAGCAAACCAAAGAAAAAUGUGGCAAGGGGCAUCGCACAGAGCAGUUCGUCGGCUUCGACUAGGAAGCGCAUGAUCUCCUUCUCUCCAGAGCGGGCACCACGUCCAGAGAACAAAGCGCUCGCGCUGAAGAAGCUAGAAAAGAACCUGAAGACGAACGAAAAGCUACAGCAACGACUUGAAGCGCCUACGCCCGUGAAGGCACCCGCUCCGUCUCGAAUGUCGUCUCCUGCGACCGCAACGCAGACACGACGACCAAUUAACUUUACAAGUCCGCAGGCACGUAGGCUAAUGACGUUCACGAGUCCUCAAGCUCGACGAACGAUGCCGUUCACUAGCACACCUACGACCUUCACCAGCCCGCCACCCCGGAAGCCGGUCUUCCAAAGCCCAUAUACUGCUGCCUCUAUCUCCCUUCCACUGAGCCAGACCGAGGAACUAGUGUACGAUCCGACACAAGAAGACCAGGAGAAGGACAUGUCGGCAGAAGUCGUGGAUGACGAUACUGAGUUUAAAUCGAGUGUAGUGGUGGAGAGGAAGCCCGCUGCGGAAGAUGAAGACGAUAAUCACAGCGCAGACGACGGAGCAGCCAUGGACUCGCAGCAAGAAGUUGGUCUCUCUCAGGAAUCUACGAGUGUCCACAGCCACGUCGAUAAGCUCGCUCCGCUGUCCCAAGAAAGCUGCAACAGCAUGGUAUCCCACACUGAAGCAGAUGCAACUAGAGCUCAGACGGACAGCACGUCCAGCGCGUUCACGAGUACGUCGGUGAUUGGAGAUGUUGGCCUAUUUAACUGCGAGACUGAUGUCGAAUACACUGGAGGUGUGUAUGGCGAAGGUACUGACGGCAAGGUGACUGCAGCGGUGAUCAACGGACAGAAGGUUGCUCUGAAACGCGCUAAACCGCACGAAGGGUUUCCCGAACACGAAGCGAAGCACCGCGCCGCUCUGGAACUGCAUUAUUUACGUCGAGUGCGUCACAUGAAAGGGUUCCUGCAGUGUCUUGGUCUGUGCGAUGCCAUUGAACACACAUGCAUUGCACUGGAGGUGAUGGAUUGCAAGCUAAGCGACUAUUUAAGACGAUACGGCGUGAAUUCGGGAGGGUCAAAGCACCGCCGCUACACGCUGUCGUUUGAUGACACGAAGGCGAUGCUGAAGCAGAUCUGCUUGCCCAUGAUCACGCUCCACGAAGAUAUCAACGUCGCCCACGGUGAUCUGGCUUGUCGGAACAUUCUGAUGCGUACGCCACCUGAGGGUUAUGAACAAAGUUGGGAACCAGACAUCAAGCUGUCUGACUUUGGCCGCAUCAAGCUCCCAGCAGAUGAACCCAAGAUCCUGGACAGCUCGUUCAGCUUUCACAAGAACUGCGACGUCGGCGCCUUCGGACGAGAAAUCUUGUAUCGUUUACUUGUCGGGGAGAUCGUGCCAAAAGAAUUCGUGGAGACGCGCAGCUUGCACAAACUGCUGCAGGACGUCACUGUGACUCAAGUACCCGAUGCUGCGAAGGCUCGGUUGGGUCCAUACUACAGUCUCUUUAUGCGCUGUACGGCGUGGGGAGUGCGUCCGACGUUCCGUGAGAUCUACGAACAUCUGGACGAGCUGGAAUACUUCGAGACUACCGAGAACGGACUCUUCCCUCUUAAACCAACGGGCAGCACGGACGCGACCUUCAUGUCCCCUGUGGCUGAAGGCUCUCGUCACAAGACUCCGACGUCCAGUGCUUCGAGAGCGCACAAGCGUGAUACCCCCACAGGUCAUACGCAGCGUCCAACGGGGCCGAAGUCACGGUUGUUCGCUUCCAAGAGUUUCACCGAAGCGAGCGUUCCUGGAGCGAACAAGCCAGUGAACUGGCUUAAAACUCGCUCUGUUGGCGUCCAUCGAACUGCCGCGCAGCAAUCACUGACACCUACCGCGCACCCCAUGCUUAUCAAGAAGAAGAAGAAGACGCCGCCAUCCGCAGGAGCAGGGGCAGGCGCGUCGCGGCGCUCGCUCCAAAUUCUGAACCAGAUCCAGCAUAGAACAAUCGAAAAGGGCCGCAAGUCGACCUAA